Symbiodinium sp. CCMP2592 is the source of this 588-nucleotide messenger RNA. The record is from the annotation of a GenBank genome assembly. Lineage: Eukaryota; Dinophyceae; Suessiales; Symbiodiniaceae.
AUGUCUGAGGAUGUUCGUGCCGCUGUUGGCAAAAUGUCGCGGGUACUGCGAAUAGCCAAAGAUCGUGCCAAUACGCAGUUCGGGAAGGUUCGAGAGCGAGCGAAACGUUUCAGCUUGAGCGGAUCGCAAGCUGCAGCAAGCGCAAGCCAGAGCGGUGCACCUUCGGAUGAAGCCUUGCCGGCGGACCUGGACAAGGUGAGGCAACUCACGGACUUCGGCUUCUCUGAAGUAGCCGCUCGACAUGCCCUGCGCCUGGCCAAGCCGCAGAUAGCCCAAGACAAGACAAGAGACAAGAUUGCGCAACGCUUCAUCCCUCCAAGGAGAGCUUGUGCCGGGCGCUUGGACCUGGCAGGCCCAUGGUUGCCGGGGGCCUCGCCCCACGUUGCAACCUUACAGAGGCUGGACGAGGCAAAUGCUGACGAGGUCCUUGCUGCAGAGGCUCGUGGCAGCGCAGGAGGUUGCAUCGAGAUUUGGCCAAAGCUCAAACAGACACUCCAUGCUGGAGAGGCCGGAAGAAAUGGAUCGGUGCCUCAAAAAUACGAAAGCCCGGCUUUGGCAGUUGGAGGCCGUGCCAGGGCUGCGAACUGA